AAAGGGGCUCUCUCUCUCUCCGAGCUUGGGAGAGUUCUCGAGACGGUUGUGCAGCUACCUCGGCUCUCUCUCCUCUCUCUCUUUCUCUUCCUCGAUAUCUGUAUAUAGUAAAGCUUGUGUUAUGGAUUCGCGGCAUGUAUCCGUGUCGUAGAGCGUAUACGUGUGUGAGGCUGAUUCCUUUGAGCGUGGGUGUGAGCCAGGCGGCUCCGGUGAAGCCUACCUGACGGCGUCCGACACGCAGUAAACCGCCGCUCAACCUCGCGAGACCUGCUUCUGCUGCUGCUUUUGCUGCCUCGCGACGCAGCACUUGGACUCUUCGUUGUACAACGUUACACCGUACACACACGCACACACACACACACACACACGCGCGCGCGCGCGCGCUCACAUGCACGCAAGCCAAUUCAUUUUAUCGUUCAACUUCCUCCCACCUAGUUCGAUUUAACGCAAUCAACGAAUCCCCAACAUGAUCUUCCGUCACGCGAUUUCUUUGUUGUGGAAGAACGCGCUUACUUCGAUCUUAGUGCGUGAUUCUCCCGAUCUCGUUGAUACGUGAUAAAUCCUCAGUUCGAAGAGGCUUUGGUGCAAGAAUUUCACCGUUUACUUUGGUCUAUCGUACCAAGGUUUUGUUGUGAAUGUUUUCCUCGGUUUGUUCUCUAGUGUCGUGACAGUAUUUACGGUGCGACGGUGAUCGAUCGAUCGAUCGAUUUUUUAGUGCAGAAUCCUCCCUCAGGGAUUCGCUUCGUUUCUUACAACCCGUGUGACUUCGUGGUGAUACUCAGUGACCAAGAUUCUUGCAGUUUGCUACUUUUAACAUCGUUUACCUGCGUAUGAAAGAAGAACGAAAGGCGAGGAUCGGGAAGAGUGUCAAGGAUCGAGGUGGAACUCCUUGAUUACCUUCAAUGAUGCGAGUCAAGACCACCUUUCUGUUGGAUAUGUGUUGAGGCACCUUUGUAACCUCGUGAGGUUGCCCUUCAACGAGCCAAAAACUCGAGGAUCACGGAAGUAAACAAGGAUGCCGACUGAUCUCGUGGUAACGUCGUCAGCGUCAGUGGUGUCCGGGGUCGAUGAAUCGGCUCGAGUCCGAGAAAUGUUGGGCCCGUCAUCCCGAUCGGGUCCCGCGUCUUCUUCAUCGAGCUCGUCUACGUCGGUUCCUGGCUCCAGAUCGGGAGUCGGUACGGACAGAGGUGGAGGAGGGUUGAGUUCGCCAAGGAGCUUCGAUUCGUCGGGCGCGUUGGCGGCUUACCACCAUCAUCAUCAUGGUUUGGUGGCCGGAUUGGGUCAUCCGCAUCACCGAGAGUCGUCGGCCUUCGUGCCCGUUGUCCCAUCGAGAUUGCACUUGGCACCUUAUCCCGGUGAGCUGCACGGACACAUGUCAGGCGGCCAAUCCAGCGGUUCCAAUCCAACGACUUCAUCCUCAUCGUCGAGCGGAAGGGAACAAGCUCGGGAGAACCCGGAAAACCCUGUGAGAAAGACUUCCUCCAGUUACGAAAUAAUGGCCAUGAUGGCUGACAAGAGGAAAGAGCUUGCUGCCAGAGCUCUUCUCUUACCACCGCCUCCACCUCUCCUGGAACCACCUCCGGGCUACCCGGUAUUUACGGGACCGUUUCCAGGCAGUUCAGCCAUGUAUCCACCGGGCGGACCACUCGGCCAUCAGCAUCUCGACAGAAGAUUACUCCGCGCACCUGGAAGAGCCUCCCGACCGAAGAAACAGUUCAUUUGUAAAUUUUGCAACAGGCAGUUCACCAAAUCUUACAAUUUACUGAUACACGAACGUACCCAUACGGACGAGCGGCCUUACUCGUGUGACAUUUGUGGCAAAGCCUUCAGGCGACAGGACCAUCUUCGGGAUCAUCGGUACAUUCAUAGCAAAGAGAAGCCCUUUAAAUGCGGCGAAUGCGGCAAGGGUUUCUGCCAGAGUCGAACCCUAGCGGUACACAAAAUACUCCACAUGGAGGAGUCGCCCCACAAGUGUCCGGUCUGUGCCAGGAGCUUUAAUCAACGAAGCAACCUGAAAACUCAUUUGCUUACCCACACGGACCACAAGCCCUAUGAGUGUAGCUCUUGCGGUAAAGUUUUCCGUCGUAAUUGUGAUCUUCGUCGGCACGCCCUGACUCACGCCGUCGGUGAUGUGCCACCCGAGGCACUUGAGGAGGCGUUGCGUCAAGACGAUGACAGCAGUCCGGCGGAGGACGAGCCCAGCUCGGAGUCAACGGCGACUCGAUCUGGAAUUUCUUCGUCGGGAGCACAAUCGGGUACCUCAGCGAAUCCGGGAGCAACUUCUUCAAACCCAUCCGGAUCAUCGUCGAAUCCAGGCUCCGGUGGAUCUUCCAGUUACUCCGCAGCCACCCGGGCAAAUCUCCAAACUGUUCCGCCCAGGCCCCAACUCCAGAUCAGACGGGAUCUCCUGCAGGUCCAUCAAAAACCGUCAACCAUAACGAGCGCUUCCGCCGGACACUCGAAUCCACCUGCCCCCUUGCCACCGCCGCCGCCUUUGAUACUUUCCUCCUACAGACGUAGAUUAGGCUCACCGGGUCCGUCCCGAGUCCUUCUGGAACUCCAAGAACGCGAAAGGGAACGAGAACGCGAACGCGAACGUGAAAUCGACCGGGAACGGCAGAGGGAUCGCGAGCAGAGAGCCAGAGAAAGGGUCGAAGAAAAAGCAGCUGUUUUAAUGGCUGCCAGAGUACCGAGACCACCGACUCCCCAACCACAACCGCAACAACAAAUCCCACUGGUCAGAGGGCCCGUUAGACAACCAGCUAGACAAGGAUUCACCAUUGCUGAUAUCAUGCGUCGAUGAAGCCGAGCGGGGACCGUCCAUUUAUCUUGAAUUUACGAAAAUCUUGAAUCGUAACAUCGAAUGGUAUCGUUUGUAGACAAUGGAAGCCAGAAAAAUGUUAAUUGAUGACGAUAUCGAAAAGUUGCAUUAGCUCUGACUGGUUGAGUGAACACUCGAGAUUUUAUACGUUACGUUUUUUUCAUUUCCAUUGACUGAAUAUUAUUGUGAAUGCCAUUUAUCCGAGAGGAAGAAAAAAAAUCAUUUCCGAACGUGCUAAUUUCGGAGGAGAAGAAAGAAGAAUCUGCAAGGUCAACACGUGCAAUCGCGAACAAUCGAUUUCGAGUGAUAUUAAAAGACACGAUAAUUAAGAGUAUUUUGUAUUUAACUAUUAAUGCGACGAGGCGUAAGAUUUUUUCUUGUUAAUGUUAUCGUGAGAUCAAUUCGCUAGUAUUAUUACAGAUAAACCGUCAAGUGUCGAACGAAUGGACAAGUCAGUCGUGUGAAUGAGUGUACGAGUGAGUGUCGAUCUUUGAGAAGGAACAAAAAAUUGAGUGAUUGAUCUCUCUUUGUAAAUAUUUGAGUCAGGGUUUCAAACAAAACUAUGUAGAAAUAGUUGAAAUGCGAUUUUAGCUGCCAACGAUGAAAAAUGUUUCUCUCACGAAUCAAAGAAUUUUUUCACCCUCCGAGCGAGGUGCAAACUUAAAUUGGUGUACGCGAGGCGAGCGAUCCAGAACCCGAGACCGAUUCUUUUGAAAACAAAUGGAAGUCUCCGUCAUCCUAAUUUGCUUAUGCACACUUUUUUCGAGAGCGUUAAAUUGGCGAAAAUAUUAUUUUUAGCUGAAAACUUGCCGGUGAACCUGUAUUGUCAGGGUCAACAUUGUGAUAUUUAACAAUGAGUAUAGCAAGUCUUUGAAAUUCAAGCCCGAGUGACGGCGUUAACGGAAAAAAGUAACUGUGGAAAAUAAUGAAAUAAAAUGGAGCAGCUGAUACGAUCGUGAUUUUGAAAAUGUCUAAAAGCGUCUUAAUACAUGCGAUGUACAAUGUAAUAUUUAAGCUACGUCAAAUCCGGCUGAUGAUGAUAUAUACUGCGGAUGAUUUACAAAAUAGAUUGCCGGAUUUUGAAUCCCUUUCCUGUUAUUUUUUCUUUCGAAUUUCAUUAUAUGGUAUACGCUAAUGGUUAUUAUAAACAUAUAUUUGCAAAAAUCCAAUCACUAUAUAUUUUCUAGAUUUAUACGAUUGUUGUAUGGAAUAAAUAGAAAAUUGUAAAUUUUGAUUAAGAGUUUAUAUAAGAAAAAUAAAACGUAUUACUUUUCAAUAAA
Venturia canescens is the source of this 4101-nucleotide messenger RNA. Its product is annotated as brother of odd with entrails limited. Gene Ontology annotation, molecular function: RNA polymerase II transcription regulatory region sequence-specific DNA binding; DNA-binding transcription factor activity, RNA polymerase II-specific. Lineage: Eukaryota; Metazoa; Arthropoda; Insecta; Hymenoptera; Ichneumonidae. Bases 1016 to 2803 code for a protein of 595 amino acids. Gene Ontology annotation, biological process: embryo development; embryonic pattern specification; embryonic hindgut morphogenesis. The transcript is spliced from 3 exons. Gene Ontology annotation, cellular component: nucleus. The record is from RefSeq and is a predicted model, not a curated record.